This is a messenger RNA of Peromyscus maniculatus bairdii (prairie deer mouse), 897 nucleotides long. The record is from RefSeq and is a predicted model, not a curated record. NCBI's taxonomy places the organism in Eukaryota, Metazoa, Chordata, Mammalia, Rodentia, Cricetidae.
AUGGACCACAAGGAUUUGACAAUAGGAAUAGUGAUCUUACUUCAGAGUACAGUUGGAAUUGUAGGGAAUUUCUCUAUUCUUUCCUGCUACCUCAUCCAUUACUAUACUGAACAGGCACUAAAGAUCACAAAUUUGAUUCUUACACACAUGUUCACAGCCAACUCCUUGAUCAUUCUCUCUAAAGGAUUACUCUAUAUAACGAGAGCUUUUGGGAUGGAAGGGUUCAUCAAUGAUUUUGGCUGCACCUUUCUUUUGUAUAUUGAAAGACUAGGCAGGGGCAUGUCCAUAGUGACAACCUGCUUCUUGAGUGUUUUCCAGGCCAUCACCAUCAGCAGUGGGAACUCCUUUUGGCUGGUUCUCAAAGUCAAAGCUUCAAAGCAUAUUGGUCUCUUCACUUCCCUCUGCUGGAUUCACUACAUGUCAGUAAAUAUGUUUUUCCCUGUGUAUAUGUACACCAAGGGGAAUAGCAAUAAUCUGACACAUAGAAGUGGCAUGAAAUACUGCUCUACAACAGGUCAUGAUGAGCUUGCAAGCUCAUUAUAUACAACAUUUUUUGUUCUUCCUGAAAUUUUACUUUCUGUCAUCAUUUUUUGGUCCAGCACCUCCAUGAUUAUCAUUCUGUAUAGGCACAAACAGCAGGUUCGGCAUAUCCGCAGCACCAGUGUUUCCUCCAGAACAUCCCCUGAGUCCAAAGCCACCUGCCGCAUAAUGGCCCUGGUGUCCACAUUUAUAGGUUUUUAUGCCCUCUCUUCCAUCUUACAAGGCUUAAUUGCUCUCAUAUAUAACCCUGGUUGGUGGCUGAUGAACAUUAAUGCAAUUGUUUCAAUGUGUUUUCCCACUUUGGGGCCCUUUGUAAUGAGCUGUGACUCCACAGUGCCAAGGUUGUGCUUUGCCUGA